AUGCCACGCAUCAAGCCCCCUACACACAAAACCCCCUCCAAAUCCAAAUCCAAAUCCCACAAACCCUCUCUCCCUACACCCCCCAAACCCAAACGCAACAAAAAUUCCUACAGCAACGGUGCACUCAAACCCAUAUUCAGCGGCUGCAAAAUGUCACUCGCAGGCGACUUCAUCGCCGAGCAUCCCGGUCCCAACGCCGAAUCCCAAUGGAACUACGAGAAAAUCAGUAAAUGGAUCACGAUUCACGGAGGCGAGUAUGUGAGGGAAGUAGAUGAGUAUACGACGCAUUUGAUUGUGACUAUCAAGGAGUAUAAGAAGAAGGGGGCUCAGGUUCGCAAAGCAAUGGCUAUGGGGAAACGAUGCCAUAUAGUUGUCAUCGACUGGCUCGUCGAUUGUCUGACUUUGGAAACUAAUAAGAAAAAGAAACUUGUCGUUACGGGAUAUACACUUGGCCGUGUGAUCCGUCGUUUACAUCAUACUGAAGAUCAGAAGAUCAAGUAUCGACAGAGAUUCGAGGAGAAUGUGAAAGCGAGUAAGGAAUUGUGUGAUGAUCGACUCAAUCAUGUUUAUGUCGAUCAUACAAAUUUCGAAUAUAAAGUCGUCCUCACCCGUGUUCUUCUGCAUGGCAAAAACAAGAAUCAGAAAUAUACAGUCUACCUCUUCGAAUCCAAUGCUCAACCACAUACUUAUAUGGCUGGAGCAAAACUAACAACUACAUAUCAAAUUCCCUCCUAUCUUCGAGAAGAUUGUCGUCCUAAAGUCUUCGCCGACGCCUUCCUCGACUUCAAAAACAUAUUCAAAUCCAAAACCGGCAUCGAAUGGGACGAUCGGUACGAACCCCUCCCAGAAAAUCAUCCUAAAGAUUUAUUCCGAUUUCAGCGACCUACCCUCAGUCGACCAAUGGGCAUGCUACCUUCAUGGCGCAAAGCUCCCAGCUGGAAAGAUAUCGAAUCCGAUUCCAUUCCCCACGAAGCCGGAGUUGAUUCCUGCGGUGAGGAAAUCCAAUAUCGAGAUGCAGAAGCCUCAGCCGAAGACGAAAACAGCAAAGUCGAGAAAAAAGAACGCGAAAACGAGAGGAGAAAAGAGAGAAUACUGAUGGAGGGAACACGAGCAAUGGAGGAGAGAAAGAGAAAAGAAGAAUUCGAAUAUGAUAGUGAUAGUGAGGUGGAUGAUGACGAGACAUUCGAUGAGCUGAUGAGAGAUUCGGUUUCGGCUCCUGUGUCUACGCAUCGACAUGCGCAUCAUCUUGCGCAGCUUCCUAGAUUGCGAGAUGUGAGGGAUGUGCAAAAGGAAAUGGUGAUUGUGAUUUCGGAGUCGGAUACGGAGAUGAAUAGUAGUGAUGCGAAUACUGAGGAUGAGGAACUGGAAAUGGAUAGUCCAACUUCUGUUCUCAGAACUCCUACCACAAAUUGUGUUUCGCAAACACAACGCUCUUUUUCCGUCUCGGGAAAUUCUGUCGAUCAUGCUAUUAUUUUAUAA
Botrytis porri is the source of this 1479-nucleotide messenger RNA. RefSeq lists its product as uncharacterized. The coding region runs from base 1 to 1479 and encodes 492 amino acids. The record is from RefSeq and is a predicted model, not a curated record. The transcript has 5 exons. Lineage: Eukaryota; Fungi; Ascomycota; Leotiomycetes; Helotiales; Sclerotiniaceae.